AUGGAGCUACUGGAAUACUGUUUGAGCACGUACUUUACGUUUAAUGGUCAGGUGUACGAGCAAAUCCAGGGAACUCCGAUGGGAUCACCAAUCUCCGGCUACCUAGCUGAGGCGGUUCUACAAGAACUGGAAACACGGGUCUUUCAGUCCUACAUGCCAAAAUUCUGGAUGCGCUAUGUGGAUGACACCUUUGUCAUCCUACCUCGAGACAUGAAAGAGGCGUUCAAAAGCAAACUGAACUCAAUUUUCCCCCAAAUUCAAUUCACAAUGGAGGAAGAAAAGGACGGAGAAAUCCCCUUUCUGAAUGUCCAGGUGUCGAGACAGGAAGACGGAGCCCUCCAGACAGGUGUCUUUCGAAAGGCGACCGAUACGGCGAAAAGUCUCCAUUACAGCAGUAACCACCCCUUGUCACAUAAACGCAGUUUCGUGCGGACACUCUUCCUACGCAUUAACGCACACUGCAGCACAGAGGCUGAAAAGCUGCGAGAGCGUAAAUCCCUAUGGCGUCUCUUUCUCUCCAAUGGGUGCCCACGUAGCUUCAUAAACAAAUGCCUGUAUCAAAGGCACACGAAGACCGGCGGUGAACAAAAACAAAAGCCGGAAAACUUCCGUGCUUUGCCCUACGUGAGUGACGUUUCCGAAGCCACUGAACGCAUGCUCAGACCACUCAACGUGGGCCUUGGACACCGGCCGGAGAUCGCUAUCCACCGCUUACUCAUGCAGCCCAGGGGGCGGCUACCACCUGAGGACACGUCAGGAAUUGUUUACCGCGUCAACUGCCUAGACUGUCCGGCCAAUUAUUGUGGCAUGAUCGACAAACGCGCAUGCAUGAGCAUUCUCUAG
Molecule: messenger RNA, 843 nt
Organism: Spirometra erinaceieuropaei
Lineage: Eukaryota; Metazoa; Platyhelminthes; Cestoda; Diphyllobothriidea; Diphyllobothriidae
Source: the annotation of a GenBank genome assembly